AUGUCACAAUUAUUCAUACCGUCAUCGCCUGACAAUUCCCAACAUGACUCCCAUAAACACACUUCAAAUCUCUCCUUUGUUGCAUCAACUUCUCAAGUCGUCCAUUUGGCCGAAUCAGUUGCUGCCAUCACAUCGGUCAGCUCGCAAGCACUCAUGAUCUUGAACGAGUGUGGAAUCACUUUCUACGCCGAGUACAACCACAUUCUCAACGUUCAAUUGACAAUUGACGCGUCGCUCUUCUCUUCAUUCUCACUUUCUGACGGCCAGGAGUCGCAGAACUGUCCAAAUCGUGAGUUGAGACUAGGUGUUGAUCUUCAACUAGUAGGUGAUGCCCUAGCGGCUGCAGCAGCCACUACAUUGCCACGAGCACGGAACGGACAGAAGGGGGCAUCUAUGGCGGAAUCUGUUAUGUGCUACAUAAAAUAUUACGGCGAGGGAAGCCCACUUUUAGUCGAGUUUGAAGACAGACUAAUGAGUGAAGUUAUCGAAUUCGAUACCUUCUAUUAUGAGCAUGACUACCCCUACGAUGCCCAGCCAACUCAGAACGAACAAGCGAGUGAACUUCUCGUAAAUCAUGAGCGUGUUGCUCUCGAAAUCAUCCUCAAAAGUGAUGUUCUUGCUAAUCUUCUUGCUGAUCUUCAACAGCUCAACACUCAGGAAUUACACUUGUAUGCGUCCAACCUUCGGCCACGAGGGAAGGUGGUGGCUACCAAUCAGCUCAAUUUUCUAUCUAAAGGUGCCAUCGGAUACCUGAAACUUUCGUACCCGAAUGCAAAGACUAUGCUUGAAAAAUUGGAUACAUUCAGGCUAGCGAACGGGUCCAUGACCGAAACCAGUGACUCUGUUGUCACCAGCUUUAAUUUCCUGCCCUUCCUGAGAAUCAUCAAGGCGGUACGCUUGUCUUCGAGGUGUAAAAUGAUGAAGGAUUUGUCUGGGGUGUUUUCUGUACAAUUGCUAUGUCGAAACACUCAGGUAUCGAACUAUCCGGGAACUCUCAUCACAUUCAACAUGCUUGAGAUGGCUACAGGCACAGAUGACUUUGGCCAACUGAGGAAUACUGACAUUAAUACAUUAUUUGACGAUGAGGUGUACCAGCAAAUCAAUGAGAGUGACCCAGCAAAUGACCGUGCACUUGAUCCACAAGAAGAUGUCAUUCCACAUAUAGAAUUAUCCCAUGCUGGGCCGCUAUCAUAUGCGUCUUUCAAAAUGACUGGUGAAGCGCAAUCUGGAUCUGCAAAAGGCACGGAAGCCUCCACCAAGCGAAGAAAAGUUGACGAUCAAAUUCCAAAUCACAACCCUGACCAUAACGCCGAUCAUGACAACGACCACGAUUUCACUACCGUUGGCGGAGCUGUGGAGAUUCCACUUUUUCUAUAG
Molecule: messenger RNA, 1377 nt
Organism: Sungouiella intermedia
Lineage: Eukaryota; Fungi; Ascomycota; Pichiomycetes; Serinales; Metschnikowiaceae
Source: the annotation of a GenBank genome assembly